AUUCUUAAACCCCUACCAAAACCCUUCCAAGUUACGUUUCUCUAUCAACUCUCAAACCGCCGCCCAUCCCCCAUCCCCCUUCCCGAGUUCCGCGUCUCCGCCGCUUACUCUGGUACAGCCGCGCGCCUCCCGCCGAUCAUCCUUUUUAUUUUCACGCUUUCAACGUUGUCGCUGUGUCCCUGGUUCUGGUUGCUUCUUUGCUCUCCUCCACCGCUCCUCUGGUCCUUGUUGCUGCGUCCGCUGGUCCACUCCUUCUGCCGUUCGUUGCUGCUCCUCGCCACUGGUUCUUGUCGUCAGUCACGCUGCUACUGCUCCUCGCCACUCUAGUCUACGUCCUCAGUCACUGCAGGUUUGAGGUUGGUGUUUAAUUAAUAAAAUGAUGGAGGAGACUAAGAAUUCAGACCUUGAUCAAAGCAUGAAGAAGGAGGCUCCUCAAUUAGCUGCGCUGCUGAAAGAAAUGAAGAGUGUGUUGGAUACGGUGAGGAGUAAGGUGCAGGCUUUAACUGCUAGGGUGAAGGCAAAUGACUUUCCAACAGCUGACGGGAUAAGCUAUCUUGAGGCUAAACAUUUGCUGCUCCUAAAUUAUUGCCAGUCGCUUGUAUAUUAUACGCUUCGCAAGGCCAAAGGCUUGUCAAUUGAGAAACAUCCUGUCGUUCGGAGCCUUAUAGAGAUUCGGUUGUUUCUAGAGAAGAUCCGGCCAAUCGACAAAAAAAUGGAAUACCAAAUUCAAAAGCUCACCAGGGAUAGUGGGCGUGCAGUGGAGCAACUAAAUCUGAAGGAAAAUGAAUCAGAGGCAACUGAAAAAUCAGAGGAUUUGUUGAGAUAUCAUCCAAAACCCGAAAUGUUAGUCAGCAGAUAUGAUAUGAUGGCUGAGGAUGGUAGUGGUGCAUAUCGACCACCCAAAAUUGCUCCCACAAUCAUGGAAGAAGAUAAGAUGUCAAAGCAGGAAAGAAAUGCCUUGAGAAGGGAGAAAGAGACUCAACGACGAGCUAAGGAGGGUUACAUGAAAGACUUGGUAGAUGACAUGGAGGGAAGACCUGAAGAGGUUAGAGAAAAUGUUGGAAACGAGAGUAGGGAAUUUAUUAGGUAUCAGCAGCAAUGGGAAGAGCGUGCUCGACGAGAAGAGGAGCUCUUUGUACGUGCUCCUAUUACAAAGAUGGAGAAGAAGAAGGAGAAACAUUUAAAGAAAUCAAGAGACGGAUUACUUGCUUUGACUGAUGGUUUCUUUGAUGAAAUCAAAACCUUACCCUUGGAAGGUGAUACUGUUGAUCAAACAAAAAGCUUCAAUAAUGAUAGUGGUGCAAUUGGAAAACUGAAAAAACGGAAGAGGCGAUAUUGAGGACAACAAUUGAAAUCCGUUAAAUAUGCUAGUGUAUGGAACCAGAAGUUGUAUUUCAGUUGUCUGUUCAAGCUGUGUGAUUCAAGGUUAAAAGGAGACGAGUCCUUAAUGGGUGCUGGUUUCGGUCCUCCUCAUAUCAAUAUUUUGCCCAUCAUAUAUGAAGUAUUCUCUGGAGUUCUGCGGGAUGCAAAAAUGCGUUAUCUUUAAAUUGAAUUUAUUCAAAUAUGUUUAUAAAUACUGGCUAUAUAACUAUAUUUUUUGAGAGUUGAUGACUAAAUGAAUGCAGAGUUGAUUAAAUUCUAAAUAUCUAUUGAUUCUUUCAUUUGUGUGAA
Manihot esculenta (cassava) is the source of this 1671-nucleotide messenger RNA. Its product is annotated as neuroguidin. Bases 377 to 1339 code for a protein of 320 amino acids. The transcript is spliced from 9 exons. Gene Ontology annotation, cellular component: nucleolus; small-subunit processome. The record is from RefSeq and is a predicted model, not a curated record. Gene Ontology annotation, biological process: maturation of SSU-rRNA from tricistronic rRNA transcript (SSU-rRNA, 5.8S rRNA, LSU-rRNA). NCBI's taxonomy places the organism in Eukaryota, Viridiplantae, Streptophyta, Magnoliopsida, Malpighiales, Euphorbiaceae.